UGACAUUGUUACCAACCUCAAAAUCACGAUAAUAGACGCAACAGACAUUUUAGAAAUCGGCAAUUUUACGCGAAAAAAGGAGUUUUACCUCACGACAGAAAACACCAAUUGACUUCCUUUGAGUGGAUAUUCGUUUGUGACAGGUCUGACCCUCUGAAAGACGAACUGGAUCGAGUCGAAAUUGAUUCGAUUGUAAAGUAAUCGUUUGAAAGGUCGAAAGUGAGGUUACCUCCUACACUUUAAAACAGGAAAAAAUGAUUCCAAUGGGGCCUUCAAUUGGCCAUGGAAUCCAUUCCGGUCAACAUCCCAGUCAUGCUGCUCCGCAGCAAAAUGCACCAACCGGUCCAAACACAUUAUCGUCGUCGAAUCAGUCAAAUAAAUCCACUGUUGUGAAGCCCUCGAAUUACACACUGAAGUUUACGCUAGCUGGACACACGAAAGCUGUUUCCGCUGUCAAAUUUAGUCCGAAUGGAGAAUGGCUCGCCAGUUCAUCUGCCGACAAAUUAAUCAAAAUCUGGGGAGCAUAUGACGGUAAAUUUGAGAAAACAAUCACCGGACACAAAUUGGGUAUCAGCGAUGUGGCUUGGUCUAGUGAUAGCCGCUUACUGGUCAGUGGUAGCGAUGAUAAAACGUUGAAAAUUUGGGAACUCAGCUCGGGUAAAUGCUUGAAAACAUUAAAAGGACACAGCAACUACGUGUUCUGCUGCAAUUUCAAUCCACAAAGCAACUUAAUUGUUUCGGGAAGUUUUGACGAAAGCGUUCGAAUAUGGGACGUCCGAACUGGGAAGUGUCUGAAAACUCUUCCAGCUCAUUCAGAUCCCGUCAGUGCCGUUCAUUUCAAUCGGGAUGGCUCGUUGAUUGUUUCAUCGAGCUAUGACGGACUGUGCCGUAUAUGGGACACAGCGAGUGGCCAGUGUUUGAAGACACUAAUUGAUGAUGAUAAUCCGCCGGUAUCAUUUGUGAAAUUCUCACCGAAUGGGAAAUACAUUUUGGCUGCCACAUUGGACAACACAUUAAAAUUAUGGGACUAUUCGAAGGGAAAAUGUCUGAAGACUUACACGGGCCAUAAAAAUGAGAAAUAUUGCAUUUUUGCCAACUUCUCGGUGACCGGAGGAAAGUGGAUCGUAUCCGGCAGCGAGGACAACAUGGUUUACAUAUGGAAUUUACAGAGCAAAGAAAUUGUACAACGUUUGCAGGGACACACCGACACUGUAUUGUGUACGGCCUGCCAUCCAACCGAAAAUAUUAUUGCAUCGGCAGCACUUGAAAAUGACAAAACGAUUAAACUGUGGAAGAGUGACACAUAAAAAACAGAAUUGCAAAAUGCAAGAGAGUGGACGCAACAAAAUUGAAAUUCCUGUUUGCGAUUUGGAAUGUGCGAUUAAACAUAAGGAAUUUACUAAA
Molecule: messenger RNA, 1404 nt
Organism: Bradysia coprophila
Lineage: Eukaryota; Metazoa; Arthropoda; Insecta; Diptera; Sciaridae
Gene: wds
Product: WD repeat-containing protein wds
Cellular component (GO): Set1C/COMPASS complex
Molecular function (GO): histone binding
Source: RefSeq, a predicted model, not a curated record